CGCGAGCUUGGACGAGCACUCUUGAUGACUCAAAACUUGCUUGAUGCAUGCAUGCAUGCUUGCUGCGUACACACCACAUGCGCCACGAGAGUCCGAGAAGAUUUGAAGGGCUGACGAUCACAAGAGGAUCACGUGAUCUGUCACGUGAUCUUUCCGGCAACCCCCACAGCGGGCACAACAGCCAGCCGCCCCAUCAUGCACGCGCCAAACUUGAGACUCACCACUCCACCUCGACGCGAACACGACAAGACACGAGACAGUCAUCUGCCCUCGCACACACAAAGACAAAAAUCUCAUCAAGCACGAUCCGUGCAUUUUGAUUUCUGGAAAGCAUUUCUACAAGCCAAGCCUCGAGGAGGUGCAGCUAAGCUGUCGGUAGUACUACGUUCUUGAGGCACCACGCAGGCACGCUUGCCUAGCUCAUCCUUUACCCUCGUCUCAAACGUCAAUCUCGACCUCCGUCUUUGGUGAAUCAAGACGAGAUGGAUGUGAGUCGC
This is a messenger RNA of Ceraceosorus guamensis, 497 nucleotides long. RefSeq lists its product as hypothetical. NCBI's taxonomy places the organism in Eukaryota, Fungi, Basidiomycota, Exobasidiomycetes, Ceraceosorales, Ceraceosoraceae. The transcript has a single exon. Bases 48 to 320 code for a protein of 90 amino acids. The record is from RefSeq and is a predicted model, not a curated record.